Messenger RNA from Dioszegia hungarica, 4527 nucleotides. RefSeq lists its product as uncharacterized. Gene Ontology annotation, biological process: protein dephosphorylation. The coding region runs from base 1 to 4527 and encodes 1508 amino acids. The transcript has 6 exons. Gene Ontology annotation, molecular function: protein phosphatase regulator activity; protein binding. The record is from RefSeq and is a predicted model, not a curated record. NCBI's taxonomy places the organism in Eukaryota, Fungi, Basidiomycota, Tremellomycetes, Tremellales, Bulleribasidiaceae.
AUGUCUUCUGACCCAGAAAAGCAUGGGGAGAGCUCUCGCUCUCCCGCCAUAGAAGUAUCAUCAUCAACCCCGCCACUCCCUCCUGCGGGCCACAAUCCGCCGGCAGACAAUUCGCCCGAGGCGAUGGAGCAAGCUAUCAAUGCCAUCUCUUCACCCCCUCCCGACUCUCAAGAGAAUCUCGACACGGUACUCGACCUAGCACAAAUGUCCGGACUAUCCCCCUUUUCAGCGUCGAGACCUACGCUCCACUCGCGGGAUUCGACAGCGCUGAGCUCGAGCUCGUCCGGGAUGGCGAGUGUGACGAGCUCAGAGGGAGGGGAUCAUUUGGCCGAGGCGAGGGAUCUUUUGAUCCACAGCGGACCGUCAAGCCGGGAAAGUCCCGAGGAGGAUGAGGUUCAAUUCGAUCUGACGGUGGUUGGCGCGACUCCGCCCAUGGCAGCAGCAGAUGAGGAUCGGGGAAGGCGGCCAGACGUGGCAAGGGAGCAAUCAUGGGACAGUGUGUGGCCCACACCAGAUACGCUUGCUCGAGCAAAUAGCUCGCUCGAUACCAGCGCACGUUAUCCUCUCGCCCCAGUGUCCCCCUUCGUUACCCCCUCCUUCUCGCCCGCCGUCUUUCCCUUCGCCUCGUCCUCCCGCGCUGCUCCUCCAGCGGUCAGGCGUUCGACGUCGCCGGCACGGCGGUCCGAAUCGCCUCUCCGCCGACCCAGCCCUCUCACGGUCCACUCGGAAACGUUUGAAUCACCCAGCUUCACCUUUGGUCGGCGCCAAUCCAUCACGGCGGAUCGUCCUCCUCUUGCUCACCCCAGCAUAUCGGCGUCCAACAUUACCAUUUCCAAACAUCAGCGCUCCUUUUCCUCCUCCUCCGACCUGUCGCCCAAUUCCCGCAACUUUGGACGAUCCAGUCCACCUUCCAGUCCAGGUAGACCGCCGGAUCGGAAAAAUACCGGUUCUACUUCUCGCCUAUCGGACGUGGGCUCGCCCAAGUCGUUGCGGCCGCGCGGUCACUCCUUCACUAUGCGGAAUAGUCCCGGCGGAGCAGCGCGUCGUCCUCUCGACGACGACAUCCCGCCGCUGGAGACGGGUCUCCCACCUGCAGUUGCGACAUCGCCCUUGCUAGAGUCUCGCUUUCCGGAGGAUGAUGGGAUCGGACGCCUCCCAGAAAUACCUGCAAAACGCGCGCCGUCCCCCGUCUUCUCGCCAGUUGCUCGCCCGGUCGGUCUGCGGCGGGCAUUGUCGGAUUUUGACGCGCGCAAGCCGCGCAGCAGCUCGACGUCGUUGACGCGCUCGUCCAGCUUGUCCUCGGAGCUGGACCAGAGUCGAGAUAUCCCCCCAAAACCCAUCUCGCCGGAACCUUUCGAAGACGAGGAGGAACCUCCAGUCGCCAUGCACAUGGGUGACGUCUCACUCGUCGACGAGGGGGAUGUGCUUCCCCAGGAACAGGACCUGUAUAUCGACAUUACGUUUGAAGACGAGGGUCUCAACACGCUGGAACGGAUAUUCCUCCUGUCCAAGUCGGACUUUGCCUUUCACCGCGCAUACAUUGCCCGGGUGAUUGGCGACCUCCUCUAUGACGUCGAUCCGUGCGAGUCGGUCGAGUACGUUCUGCCGCUCAUCAACUCGUUCAUGCUGGAUGAUGAUGAAGGGGUGCGCGAGGCGUUUGCGCAGGAUCUGCACAGGAUCAUCUGGUACUAUUACUCGGUGUGUAGGAUCGGGCCGCCGGGGUCCGAGCCGCAUGCUAUGGAGUGGGAGGGGAUGGCUGGCGAGGCGUACGCAGAGGAUAGUGGAGAGGUCGUGGAAGGCGGUGAAGGCGGAGAGGAAGGCGGAGGCGGAGAGGAAGGCGGAGGCGGAGAGGAAGGCGGAGGCGGAGAGGAAGGCGGAGGCGGAGAGGAAGGCGGAGGCGAAGAGGAAAGCGAGGAGGGAUACUUUGACCCGCCGCCCGUCCGCCGACGUAGCGUCCACCGGGACGAUUCGGACCAGACCGUCACCAUCACCUCGGAAGGCGUCGACAUUGUCGACAAGCCCACCCCAGAGGAGAUCAAGGCGGCUCCGCGAAUGGCUUCUCCUCCUGCCUCCCUCCACAGCGGACCUACGAGCGAUGCCUCGUCGUUGAGCCGGACCGCGUUGACCGCCUUCGACAGCGAGGGCGGCACCGGAACAACGGAAUCCAGCGUCUCUCCGUCGUACCCGGUCGAGCCGUACUUGGUCAACCCCGAACAAGAGACGGAACCCGGACCCCUCGUCGAUCGCCCCUCCCUCCCCGUCGACUUUUUCACUCCCCUCCUCGGCAGUCUCCUCCUCAACGUCAAUACCGUCAUCUCUGAAUCUGCUCGAUCCGGCAUCGUCUACAUCAUUGCCCGACUCAAAGGCAAAGACAAGGCGGAUUGGCCGCCUGAUCGGUGGGGGACCUUCUCGCGCGAUCCCAAAGACAAGGUGUCGUUUGGGAGUCAGGAGGGGCCACACUGCCACGAAUUUCUGCCCAUCCCCGACGACGAGCGGGAUAUGAUUGAAAGGGAGCUACUGGAGGGAAUUGUGGUGGGGGUGGGGUCAUUGUCGACCGAGCUACCCGAGUACGACGACUUGACGUUGGAGGACGGUCAAGCGGCGCUGGAUAAUUAUGCAGCAUCGACGAGCUCGCUCGGCUCGGCGGCGGCCAAAGAGCGGGAGGCGUACCAGUACCAACUCAAUGCCGAGGCGGAGACGGGGCGAGCUACCAGCGUGAACCUCAUCGGGGCAUUGUGUGACUUUUACACUGCCCCCGAGGUUCUCGCUUGGGGAUUUAUCGAGGAGGUUUUGCGGUGUCAAGAUGGGGAUUUGGCGAUCAGAGCGGAAGGAGCGGUCGCGCUGAGCAUGCUCGCCAAGGUUGCCCCGUCGGAUCAUAUCGACAGCUUUAUUCCCCUCUUCGAAGCACUCGCCAACGACGAGUCGCCCGAGGUCCGCCAGUCAGCCUGCCUCGUCAUCGCCCCAUUGUGUCGCAGGAUACAAGAUCACGCCGCCCGCCGGUCCUUUGCCAUUGACGGGAUGCACGCUUUGACAACAUUCAACGCGGAUGUCCGGUGCGCCGCCCUCGAGGCGCUCGGCGAGUUGAUAUAUGUCUUUGCGGACGAUCCGGAGGGACCGCCCGCGGAGUUGUUGCAGCUCUUUAUGGAUGAGGAGGAUUUGCAGCGGGGCUUUUCGGAUGAUUGGGAUACCGUGGCGAGCUUCAACUUCCCCGGUGUCGCCCUUACUCUCGGUCCGGAGCGCUGGUCCCACAUCCAGUCUUUAUACCACCGCAUGAAUGAACGGGCGACUCAAAAGCCUCGGCGGACCCUCGCCGCCUCCCUGCACGAACUCGCCAAAAUCCUCACACCCGAGCAAUGCGCCCAGGACCUCAUGCCGGUCUUUCGUACCUGCAUCACCGGCGCCGACGAGAGUCGCGAGCUCGUCUUUGAGCACGUCGACGUAUUCUUUGCCCAUCUCCCCCUCCCCCUCGCUUGGUCCACCUACCUCGAGCUCGCCCGGGGCUGGAAGGCCAAUACCCUCGGCGGAUGGCGCGCUCGGGAACAGCUCGCCCUGCAUAUCCCGGCGUUCUUCAAAACCUUUCACUCGCUCAUGGAGGAUGAGAUCUUGGGGAUGCUUCAGGAUGCGCUUCUGGACCCUUUUGCUGCGGUACGGGAUGCCGCGACGAAAGGCAUCCCCGAGAGCUACGAGAUUUUGGGGGACGAGUCGGACAUUGCGCGGCGUUUCAGGGAUGAUCUGCUGGACUUGGGGAGAAGUCCAAAGUUCAGGCAGCGGCAGACGUUUGUGCGGUGCUUGCGGGAGUUUGUCAAGCCCCCGCCAAAUCGACAGGCCUUUGAGGACUUUUUCCUGCCUUUCCUGGCGAGUCUGAGCAAGGACGUGGUGGAUGUGAGGCUGGGAUUGGCGCAGACCGUGGCGGAUCUUUUCGUAGUAGGUGCAUUCUACGCAGACAAGACCCAUGCACCGAAAGCCAUUUACGAUCUGGCCCGUCUCCUCGCCGAGGAUGAGGCCAUCGACGUACGGGACACCAUCAAGCACGUCAAUCUGGACCACCUCGAGACCAGUGAUACGGUCCCGUACGAGGUCAAAUCACCCCAGGCCGUCAAGCGGGCCGUCACACCUAGCGACCUGGUCCCGGACCACGCCCCCGUCCAGCCCAUCCCCGAGCACACCCUGCGGAAACCCUCUCCAACCUUUGCCAACCCCCCUCUCCCCUCCAGUCAGCUCCGAGGCGACUCGUUCCGCCAUCGUAUCCGGAUCGACCGCCAUCCCUCUCCCGAUGCCAUUAGCGAGGCGCCGCGGUACAACCCGGCUCUUCUGACCCCCACCACUCCCGGUACCCCAUCCCGUGGAACAAGAAGAAGACGGACAGAAGGAGGAGAGGGGCAUUAUCUAUCCACACCAUCCCCGAAUGAGCCGCCCACUGGGACGGAUCCGUUCAGCAUGUCGUUUGGCGAGGCGACGCCAAAUGUCAGUCCGGCGGUCAGUGUGAGAAGUUUAGAGUCGCCGGGAGGGAGUCCGGCCGAGAGAUAG